AUGGGACGUUUCUGUCAAGUGCUCCAAGAAACAGUCGAUUUCUGCUCGGGCGUGGCCGAACAGGACCGCAAACUCAAAGUCGCGGAACGGGUCGAAAGAAUCUCGGUGCAUGACGCACAGCCAUCCAAAAAGGUCACCGUCGGCACAGCAAACCCUGGGUGUCGGCCCAGACACAUUUCUGCUAAAGAAGGCCAAGUGAGAGCAUCUUACAAGGUAGACAAGCCAGAUGCCUUCAAAACAAUAGUUCCGUGGGCCUACACCUACUCGGAGCUUGUUCCGUAG
Fusarium venenatum is the source of this 282-nucleotide messenger RNA. The record is from RefSeq and is a predicted model, not a curated record. NCBI's taxonomy places the organism in Eukaryota, Fungi, Ascomycota, Sordariomycetes, Hypocreales, Nectriaceae.